GUCUGCUCCACGGCACCCCCGCCCUCGCGUGGUGCGGCCCCGAGUCACGGGUCACGCGGCUGUGGGGGGCGCGGCCUGCUUUGAGCCCUAGGGUGCCUCUCGAGGCGUCGGCGGAAGUCCCUUGGAGCGGCGGCGGCGGCAGCUGGAAUGAUGCUGGGCCAGAGUCGUUUCAUCUUCAUCCUUCUGGCUGCGGCCGUCACCUGCGCCUUGGCACAGCACGCGCCGCCGUGGACAGAAGAUUGCAGAAAAUCAACUUACCCUCCUUCUGGACCAACCUAUAGAGGACCGGUUCCAUGGUACACCAUAAAUCUUGAUUUACCACCCUACAAAAGAUGGCAUGAAUUAAUGACUGACAAGGCAUCAGUGCUGAAGAUUAUAGUGAAUUCUCUGAAGAAUGUAGUAAAUGCAUUUGUGCCAAGUGGAAAAAUUGUACAGAUGGUGGAUCAAAAGUUGCCUGGUCUACUUGGGAAUUUUCCUGGUCCUUUUGAAGAGGAGAUGAAGGGGAUUGCAGAUGUUACUGGAAUACCAUUAGGAGAAAUUAUUUCAUUCAACAUUUUUUAUGAAUUUUUUACCAUUUGUACCUCAAUAAUAACUGAAGACAAAAAAGGUCAUCUACUCCAUGGAAGAAACAUGGAUUUUGGAGUGUUUCUUGGGUGGAAUGUGAAUAAUAAUACCUGGGUAAUAACUGAGGAACUGAAACCUUUAACAGUGAAUCUGGACUUCCAAAGAAACAAUAAAACUGUCUUCAAGGCUACAAGCUUUGCCGGCUAUGUGGGCAUGUUAACAGGAUUCAAACCUGGGCUAUUUAGUCUUACACUAAAUGAACGCUUCAGUAUGAAUGGCGGUUAUAUGGGUGUCCUAGAAUGGAUUUUGGGAAAGAAAGAUGCCAUGUGGAUAGGGUUUAUCACUAGAUCAGUUCUGGAAAAUACUACAAGUUAUGAAGAAGCCAAGAAUAUACUGACCAAGACCAAGUUAUUGGCCCCAGCGUACUUUAUCCUGGGAGGUAACCAGUCUGGGGAGGGUUGUGUGAUUACACGAGAAAGAAAAGACUCUCUGGAUGUAUAUGAACUCGAUCCUAAGCAGGGUAGAUGGUACGUGGUACAAACAAAUUAUGACCGAUGGAAAAGCCCCUUCUUCCUCGAUGACCGCAGAACUCCUACAAAGAUGUGUCUGAACCGCACAGCACAGGAGAAUCUCUCAUUUGCGACCUUAUAUGAUGUCCUGUCAACAAAGCCUGUCCUCAACAAGCUGACCGUAUUCACAACGUUGAUUGAUGUUACCAAAGGCCGAUAUGAAACUUACCUGCGUGAUUGCCCAGACCCUUGUAUAGGCUGGUGAGCACACAUCUGGACCACAGAAUACACUCUCUAAGACAUGAAGGUGCAAUGUCCAGGUGCCUGAGCACUGCCACCAUCUUUUCUCCUUCCAAAGACUAAGACAUAAGACAGGUUCUCUUUGAGUCAUGAGCUUAUCCUUCUCAGUAUGUUUAUGAUUAACAGAAUAUUUUUGCCAUAAUCAUUGAUUCUUCUUAUUUUUUUUUUUAUGUUCCAAUAAAACUUUAUUUACAAAAUUAGUUGCUGGGCCAGAUUUGGUCCUGGCAGUUGCUUUUCAAGUCCAAAUUUUAAUAGAUUAUUCUCAGAACUUGUAUUCAAACCUGUCAUCUAGGUUGAAUGAAAUUAAUAUUUUUUUUUUAUUAUUGUAAACAAAUGGGAUACAUGUUGUUUCUCUGUUUGUACAUGGCGUAAAGGCAUACCAUUUGUGUAAUCAUAAAUUUACAUAGGGUAAUGUUGUUUG
Molecule: messenger RNA, 1794 nt
Organism: Sciurus carolinensis (gray squirrel)
Lineage: Eukaryota; Metazoa; Chordata; Mammalia; Rodentia; Sciuridae
Gene: Asah1
Product: N-acylsphingosine amidohydrolase 1
Exons: 14
Coding region: 148-1338 (396 amino acids)
Biological process (GO): fatty acid metabolic process
Cellular component (GO): lysosome
Molecular function (GO): fatty acid amide hydrolase activity; N-acylsphingosine amidohydrolase activity
Source: RefSeq, a predicted model, not a curated record